AUGGACAAAGAUUGCGAUAUGGUAUAUAAGAACAUCUCUGACAUAUACAAAUCUGGGGAGUUUAAGACCUACGACAACUUUGUUUCGUUAGUUGCAAAAUGUGUAUGGCAGAUAAGAGAUAAAGAUAGAAGAGGUAAGAUAUGGAAUGAACAGAUAAAACCCGCAACUUUUGAGUUAAAGAGAGCAAUUGACGCCUUAGUCAUACUAGCAGGUAAGGUUUCAGAAUAUAACGCAAAAAUGAACCCACAAUGUUCUAAAUGUAAAGCAGCAAUGAGGAAAUAUAACUACUCCGUCAAAGAGAUAGAACGUAUGCGAAACGACUAUGCUGACUUAAAGAGGGAGGCAGAGAAACCAGCAGAAGAUAAAAUGGACAUGUUGACAUUUCUAAACAAAAACUAUCCAACAGCUGACGAUUUCCUUCUUUCAGAUGUCAAGAAGAAAUAUAAAGAAACUUUCGGCAUUGUGAAAACAUUCGAUAUCCUUCGUGAAGAAAUAGAAGCUACGAAAUUGUUUAGAAUUUCACGAAUUCACAAUGUUUACCAUGUAAAACGCUUAUAA
Messenger RNA from Trichomonas vaginalis G3, 558 nucleotides. Its product is annotated as organellar and viral DNA polymerase type B. The coding region runs from base 1 to 558 and encodes 185 amino acids. The record is from RefSeq and is a predicted model, not a curated record. Lineage: Eukaryota; Parabasalia; Trichomonadida; Trichomonadidae. The transcript has a single exon.